Messenger RNA from Chiloscyllium plagiosum (whitespotted bambooshark), 4480 nucleotides. It is a transcript of the gene tmem266, whose product is annotated as transmembrane protein 266. Gene Ontology annotation, biological process: monoatomic ion transport; transmembrane transport. Lineage: Eukaryota; Metazoa; Chordata; Chondrichthyes; Orectolobiformes; Hemiscylliidae. The record is from RefSeq and is a predicted model, not a curated record. Gene Ontology annotation, cellular component: dendrite; plasma membrane. Gene Ontology annotation, molecular function: voltage-gated channel activity; monoatomic ion channel activity.
AAAUCCACUAAAGGAGAGAGAGAGAGAGCGUGAGACAAGAAGACUUCCAUGAAACAACCUGAACCCCGUGCGAGAUCAGCGAGAAAGCCCCAGCACUCCCCCCUCUCUCCGUGAGGAGACACGCUCGCUGGCUUUCCAGGACGUGACUUGCAGAAGGAAUGCAAAAUCCAAGUGAUGAGUUGAAACUCUGAUAGAACAUGCCGAAGGUUUAAAAAGCUGCUGUUGAGCUCUGCAUCUCCCCACAUGGCGAACAAUCAGCUUGGUCAGGAAGGGACUGUGUCAGACCUUGAGAUCAUCUCGCAGCAGGUGGAGGAGGAGAGCCAGUGCAUCGCCCCUGUGCAACUUGUCAGCUUCGGCUAUCGUGACCUGCCCCUGGCUGCACUUGACCUCUCGUUGGCCGGGUCACAGCUACUUUCCAACAUGGAUGACGACGAUCAAAGAGAGAGCUCGAACUGGCUGAAGCCUUGCUGUGGGAGACGGACAGCUGUCUGGCAAGUGGUCCUACUCAGCGCUGGACUCAACUGCUUCCUGGUAGCGUCCGUGGUCCUGGUUGUCCUCCUGCUAACGCUGGAGCUCCUUAUCGAUACCAAGUUACUUCAGUUUACCAGUGCAUUCCAGUUUGCGGGGAUCAUUCACUGGAUAAGUCUUGUCAUCCUCUCUGUUUUCUUCACUGAGACUGUCUUCAGGAUUGUGGUACUUGGCAUUUGGGACUAUAUUGAGAACAAACUGGAGGUAUUUGAUGGUGCAGUCAUCGUCCUGUCAUUGGCUCCCAUGGUGGCCUCGACUGUAGCAAAUGGACCCAGCAGCCCAUGGGAUGCCAUCAGCCUAAUCAUCACCCUUCGCAUUUGGAAGGUCAAACGCAUCAUUGACGCUUACGUCCUGCCAGUUAAGGUGGAGAUGGAGAUGGUCGUCCAACAGUACGAGAAGGCCAAACAGGUCAGAGAGGAACAACUUGAACGACUCACACAAAUUUGUCAGGAACAAGCUUUUGAAAUCAGACAGCUAAGGGCCCACCUAGCACAGCAGGACCUGGAUCUCGCUGCUGAAAGGGAGGCUGCUAUGGAAAUGCACCACGUCUGGAACAAGCAGAGCAGCAAGUUUCAAGUAGUCGAUGGCUCAACCACUGGAGUGUCUGAUGAUGAGAGUCCUGACAGCAUCAUUGAUCCACGCCAAACACAAAAAGCUGUCACCAGAGACGAUAUGAACAAUUACAUCAGCCAGUAUUACAGUGAACCCAACAGCGAUAUGGGAAUUCCAGAAGGUACCUCCCAUGUUAUCACAACUGCUGCCAUCGAUGUCCAUCUCCCCAGUUCCCUUCACAAUGCCUCGUCUGACCUCUUGACGGUGGAGACGCCGGCAAAGCUCGAGAGGGUGAGCAGUUCCGUGAGCGAUAAUUCAGGCAGUGCCUCCAGAUCUAUAGACAGCACCACCACACAAGCCCAAAGCAUCAGCAGCCAAACCCUGGGCUCCUCCACGGACUGCAGCACAACUAGGGAAGCAUCGUCCGAAAGCUACCUGUUGGAAAGGCCUGAGAAGGAGGCGGGAGUGCACCAGGACAAAAGGGUGGUGGUGCAGGAACUCCUGUCCACCUUAUCAGAGGAUACGUGCCUGACUCAGAAGGGUCUGGACCCAGUAAACCUCAAGCUACCAAGUCCGCCUGGGUCCACUAACGCCAGCCCAGAGCUGGGACAUAGGGUUAAUAUUUAUAACAAAAAGAACCAGGACCAUCUCUGUGUGCAUCCAACAACGCCAGUCAUCCAGAUACAAGGCAACGACAUCACACUCGAAGAAAAGUACAGAUUCCGGGAACCUACAGAAUCUACAGUGAACAGACUGCCAGAAUCUUAGUCCUCAUUGUGCCCCAGAACAGCACUCCCUAUGCUUCAGGCAUUGGGGGUUCUUCUGAUCCUGGCAAUCACGGAUCCAUCAUCGGAUAGAAUUCAGGAAACGGGAUCCCACGUCAGGUUAUAGUGAAGAAUGUUUUGCCAUUGGCACCAUCUCACAUGCUGAGUAGAUGCAAAACAGUAUGACAAACAAUUACUUUUUUACAUUUUGAAUGUGUGUCUUUCCUUUUUCUUUGUAAUGUCUGUCUUGAAGUGCUGAACAUGACAUAAUUGGAAGAAUGAGCUGGGAGAAGUUGCACUCAAUGGACCACAAGUCAAUGAAUGUUUUUGUAGUGAGAUGAAGACCGUACUAUUGGUUUCAGUGAGUCCUAAUGGUCAUGUUACUGAUAGUUCAACCUACCAAUUGAAGGUAUUGUGGCACAGUGGUAAUGUCACUGAAUUAGCAACCCAGAGGCCCAUACUGAAUCUCUAGAGAAAUGAGUUCAAAUGCCAUAGGGGCAGGAGGAGGGAAAUUUAAAUACAGCUAAUUUCUGAAUAUUAAUACUUGUUAUGAAAUGCCCUUUUGUCAGGAAAUUUGUUGCCCACGUGUUUCAAAUGCACAUCUACACUGUAUACAAUUGACACUUAACUGUCCAUUUGUAGGUAGCUCACCACCAUAUUCUCAAGGGGCUUUUGGGGUAGGUAAUAAAUGCUGGCUUGGCCCAAAACCCCCACGUCCCAUAAAGAAAUUUUGAACAUUUACUGUUUCUGAUAAUCAGCAAUGCUUAACCAGUUUAUGCUACUUGUAGUCAUCUUUUUUUUUUAAACAGGGUAUUAACCUCCAAAAUCACCAUAAAAUAGUUAACAUGGAACAUCUCACAAAAAGAGCUUUGAGUUUAACAAUACAAACAGUAAUAUUCCAGACCCCUGGUGUUUAAAUAUUAAAGAUUUAGAAUUGUUCCAGAUGUUGGAGAAAAUAGGAGUUGAGGGUUAUCAGAUUGGUCAUCACUUCAUUGAAUGACAGAGUGGUUUCAAUAGGCUGAAUGGCCUACUUCUGCUGCUGUACCUUAUGGUCUUAUGGUGUGAGUUUGAAGUUAAAGGUUGGAAAUGAAGGUAUAAUCAAUCAGCAUCUGAUAGAGAAAACAUAAAAAUAACCAGAAAAAUAUUGUUUUCUUUUCUCCUUUUGGAGGAAACAGACACUUGCAGAAUGCUUUAUUUUAAGAUUUUCAAGGUUUGUGCAUUUUUCUCAUCUUGAAACACCAAAAUGUUGUGGUGUUGGGGAUGAAAUAUGGGCAAGAACCAAUUGCUAAAAAUCUCUCUUUAAAGUUGAUUGAAUGUCAGUACCAGCAGCGAACAGGUCUGGGACUCAGGCCAGCCCAAUAGUGAACUAUUUUUUGUGUUUUAAGAGAACUACUUUUUGAUGGUUGAGAACAUUCUUUGUAAAACCACUUGAAGGAGCUAUCCUUCAGCAUACCUUGCUGUCUUUUGAUUUGAUUUGACUUGAUUUUAAUGAGGUUCGACGAGUAGUUCAUUGGGGUCUCUGUAGGUACCUGAGCAAAAAUAGUUGUCCCAGAAGAUGACUUAUUGUCCAGAGCUCUGCAUCCCACUCUCAAAGUAAUUCUGUUCAGAACGACUUGUCAUUUAAAUACUGAUUCACAAUACUCUAACCCUCUGAUCACAAUAGUGUGAAAAUAUAAUCAAAAUAUUAGACUGAUUAAAAAGUUAAUUUGUAAGAAUCCAGAGUCCUGAUGUUUCCCUAUUAAACAAAAGUUCAAUUCAAUUUUCUUUGCAUUUUCUUCACACCAGUUAGGGGUUUGCUCCCCAUCUGCCUUUAGAUUAACAGUCCAGUUCUUGUGUGUGGGCUGUCAGUAACCCUCAAACAGGGGAAACUGAUCUCCAAAGCUGUGUCUGUAUUUUCCAGUCUGAUUUCUCACUUGCUCAUUUUACAGGGUGCUAAACUGUGAGCUGGUGACUGGAGAUGUAGAAAAUUUCAGAAGCAAAGUCUUUUUAAUGAAAGACCAAUCCUUCCCUGGUUUACUACCUUGGCCUGUGAUGCAAUGGCAUUAUUAGUUAUCAAGGUUGUUACAGACAUCAUCAGACUUUAAGCCCUGAUUCCGCCUCUACACCAGUAGAGCAGUGAGUGGCAAAUGAAGGUAAAUUGUUAUGACACGGGGUGAACCCCUCUGCUAACUUAAACCAGCUACAGAGAAAAAGUUCGCCUCACGCCGUAAUCUGUUAAAAUUCGAGAGGCAAAGAACUAUCCCAGAGGUCACUAUUUAAGGUAAAAAUUAACAGUUUUAUUCUUUAAAUCCAACAGAGAAUGUUAAAACCAACAACAAUUUACAACUCCUUUCUCUCAAAGCCAUCUUUUACCUCCCACUCUACAAUACUAAUCCAAUAAAAAAAGCCCUGAUGAAGAUUUUAGAAAGUCAUGUUACAAAAAUCAGUCAGCUUCAUCAAUUCUACUUUGUAGAUUUUUCUCUGCAGAUUUUCUUUCGGUCAAUUUCGAUGUUCUGCUGCUCAAACUUCUUAUAGACAGGUAUUUUUCAGAGAGCUCUUCAACUAGCAGUCUAUAUUUUUGGAUGUCCUUGGCAGUUCUCCUUCUAACUGUUCAAGACAUCUGGUUUUAUACCCCAAAAUAUUAAAUUGUUUCAUUG